Molecule: messenger RNA, 2168 nt
Organism: Ctenocephalides felis (cat flea)
Lineage: Eukaryota; Metazoa; Arthropoda; Insecta; Siphonaptera; Pulicidae
Gene: hgo
Product: homogentisate 1,2-dioxygenase
Exons: 11
Coding region: 352-2160 (602 amino acids)
Biological process (GO): L-phenylalanine catabolic process
Cellular component (GO): cytoplasm
Molecular function (GO): homogentisate 1,2-dioxygenase activity
Source: RefSeq, a predicted model, not a curated record
ACUGAUAUGACAAAAGAAAUGAAAAGAUGGAUGAACAUAAAAUGGCGAUUCUAGUAAAAUUAUGAAAUUUAAGUUAAAAUUAACACGAAACCGGUAUUUUUAUAAUCUCACCGAACCCGUUUCUCCGCAAAGCCAAAGUAAUUUAUUAAGUGGACCGAUAAUUUUAAUUAAAUUAUUCAUACGGUUUUUUACCAAGUCGACUCGAUUUGCUGUAAUGUUGACAUUGACUUGUCACAACCGAAAUGUUUAUGAAUUUCAGGAAAAUUAUAGAAUAUACAGUAAUUUAAAAUUAAAAACAAUUAGUUCAAAGAUAAAAUACAACUAUUUCCACUAACCUCUAAAUACCAAAGAAUGAAUAAUAUAAAAGUUGAAAUAAGUUUGGAAAAUGAUGUCGAUUCUAAUGCACAAAGUCAUUCAAGCAGAGUUGAAGAAAUUCAACCCUUAGAUUUUGCAACUUUGACACAAUUUGAUGAAAAAGUUGAACAUGUACAAUACACCAAACUGCCUUUUAUAUUACAAGAAUUUUACACUGUCGUGAGACAGGAUGGAUUCAAAAUAUCAGCACAAUGUAAAAACUGCCCAAAUAAAAUUAUACAAGGAAAUACUACUUCCACUGGUAAUUUCUUAUCACACUAUAAGCGACUGCAUCCAAAUAUUUUAGCAUUAUCUCCUACAAUCAAUUCAGCAUCUCGGUCACGAGCUAAACAAAAACUGAAUUGUUACAAUUCAUUGCCAAAUAAAGUUCCUAAAUUAUAUAAACUGCCAGAUUCUAUGAUAAGUCAGGAAAACUCGGUUGAAACACAGUUACUAAAUAGCAAUGUAAAUGCAACUUAUAAAGUCAAUGAUACGUUUCAAUAUUUAUCUGGUUUCGGAUCAGAGUUUCAAUCCGAGGAUUCAAGAUGUCCUGGUGCCUUACCAGUUGGACAAAAUACACCACAAAAAUGUGCUUAUGGGUUAUAUGCCGAGCAAUUGUCUGGAACUGCAUUUACUGUGCCCAGAAUUGAAAAUAGGAGAUCUUGGUUAUAUAGAAUAAGACCGUCUGUUAUGCAUAAACCUUUCUCAAAAUUCAACGGAUCUCCCCAUCUUACCCAUAAUUGGGAUGAAUUGGAACCAAACCCCAACCAGUUGCGCUGGAAACCGUUCGACUUACCUGUAAAUAAACAAGUUGAUUUUACUUCCGGCCUGCACACUGUUUGCGGAGCAGGAAGCCCUCGUGAAAGACAUGGACUUGCUGUACACAUUUAUGCAUGUAACACCAGUAUGAAGGACAGUGCUUUCUACAACAGCGAUGGAGAUUUCCUUAUUGUUCCACAGCAAGGCACACUUACCAUAAAGACUGAAUUUGGGUAUAUGUCCGUGGCACCGAAUGAAAUCUGUGUUAUCCAACAGGGCAUGCGGUUUGCUGUUGAGGUUGAAGGUCCUUCUCGUGGUUACAUUUUAGAAGUUUAUAAUAAUCAUUUUAGACUUCCUGAUUUGGGGCCGAUUGGCGCUAACGGUUUAGCUAAUCCUCGCGAUUUUUUGGUACCUACAGCACAUUUUGAGGAUAGAGAAGUUCCAACUGGAUUCCAUAUUGUAAACAAGUUCCAGGGCAGUCUUUUUGUGUGCUCACAAGAUCAUAGUUGUUUUGAUGUAGUCGCUUGGCAUGGAAAUUAUACACCAUAUAAAUAUGACUUGAGUUUGUUUUGUGUUAUUAAUUCUGUUUCGUUUGAUCACAUUGAUCCUUCAAUAUUUACUGUUUUGACUUGUCCAUCUGCAAAACUUGGAACAGCUAUUGCUGAUUUUGUAAUAUUUCCUCCUCGCUGGUCCGUCCAAGAACACACUUUCAGACCACCUUAUUAUCACCGUAAUUGCAUGAGUGAAUUCAUGGGGCUGAUCAAAGGAAGAUAUGAAGCUAAAGAGGCAGGUUUUGUAGCUGGAGGAGCAACCUUACAUUCAAUGAUGACACCACAUGGUCCUGAUGCUCAAUGUUUCCAACAAGGUUCAAAUGCAACUUUGGUGCCACAGAGGGUUGCAGAUAACACCCAGUCCUUUAUGUUUGAAAGCUCCCUAAGUAUGGCAAUCACCAAAUGGGGCCAAGUUACUUGCGACAAGUUGGAUGAAGAUUACUUCAAGUGCUGGCAGGGGCUACAAAAGCACUUUCCAUUCGCCAAAGAACAAUGAGAAUUUAU